ACUUUAUUUUAUUUCAUCUUAUUUUAUUUCAUUUUAUUUAAAAUGUUAUUUAAGUUAGAAGAGUAAAAAUAACAUGCAUGGGUAAUAAAAUUACAAAAGGAAUCAUAUUUCGUCCAUCGAAAAGUCUCGAAGAGAUAAACAUACGGGAACGAUUCGGUCAUAAUUCUCAGUAUCGAGUGUAAAAACAAAAUUCUCAUUGUCAUACACUCGAGUAAUCCGCUAAAGAAUGCCGAUGAAAAAUUUGUCUACAGUUCGAGGACUUACAAAGAGUCUUUGUUAGGUACUCGAGUUACAGAGGAUUAAGACGUUACAAUGUUUAGAAGUUACAGUGUUGUAGUGUAAACAACAAGUCGAGGCAUGUAAACCUCUCACCCCCCAUGGAGCGAGGUGCAGAGUCGAAGACAUCGACACGUGCCGCUACAGUAAGAGCGAGAGGCUCGCAGUUCCAGAAAAUUCUCGGAAGUUGGCGGGGAAAUGCAAGCCAGCCACACGUACCCUUAAGUGGGGUAACACUAGUAGUGGGUACGAGGACCUCUGAGAGUCCCUAAUUGGCUAAGACGCUCGGGUAGAAACUAAUAACCAAUUACAGACACCCGAAAAGAAUAAUUUGGGGGUACAGCGAACAUAUCGCCACCACCCGAUAGAGUCAUCCAUUGUCCAUCACAUCUUGGUGAUUUUUCGUGCGCUUCAGACGUGUCUGCAGUUUCUCAAAAUUUUAUCAAAGUUCUUUGUGCUUAACAGCGUCCAUUUUCCAUUCAAUUACGUUUAAUACAGUUAUUAAAAUAUUGCAUUCAACUACAGAUAAUUAAUCUAAUAAAUUAAUUAUUCAUUAAUUGAUAGUAAUAUCAAUUAAUUACAAAUUAUUAUUCAGUAUAAUAAAUAAAUAUCUUCAUUUGUUAUACCGAUUAAUACAGUUACAGUUUUGUUCAAUAAUUAUUCUUCAACAAUUAUUAUUUAAUUGUUGAAAAGCUACAGAGUGAUUUCUUAAUUGUUUUACAAUUACUAAAUCAUUUAAUUAAAAUAAUUUUAACAGAUUUCUGUUAAAUAGUUACAGUCUGAUUUAUUAAUUAUUUUUAAUAAUUAGUAAAUUAAUCAAGUCAACGCUACAGGAAAUAUUUCACGAUAGAUUCAGUUAUUGUUUAAUAAAUCAAAGAGUGUUUAUAGUGAAACAGCACGUAUUUACAGAAAAACCAUUCAUCAGCGUCGAUCUUCGAUAAGGCUACAGUAUGUCGGGACAGGAUACUAGGAGUUUGGAGAAGGAGAUGGAGGGCCUCGAAGAGGUCCUGUUGAUCGACAUGUCCGUCGACGAUGACGACAUAUCGACGGCUACAACAAUGCCGGAGAUUAAUUUGGGAGACGACGAAGUGAGUAAUCCCUCCCGGAAUGAAACGCUACAAGAUCAGGAAGCGUUUGGCUACAGGAAUAGAGAUUUGGGAGACGACGAAGCGAGCAAUCCCUCCCGGAACGAGAUGCUAGGAGAUCAGGAAGCAUCAGGUUACAGUCAAGAGCAGGAAGAGAUGCUAGGAGAUCAGGAAGCAUCAGGUUACAGUCAAGGGCAGGAAGAGAUGCUAGAAGAUCAGGAAGCAUCGGGCUACAGUCAAGAGCAGGAGGAAGCCAAUCAGGAGGAGUAUGCCAGCGAUACAGGUACAGAUACCGACAGCCUGUACGAGGGUCUACCAGGAGAGCUGCCGAUGAGGCUCGAUGAAAACACGCUCUGGGACCCUAUCCGCCCAUACGUCAAGCACCUGAGAUGGCUUGACCACUUUAAACCUGGUCUGCUGAAGGCACUGGGGAAAGUAGCUGUUCGUAUGAGCCACCCCAGAGACAUCGGCUGUCCGCUCCAGGAAUUAUCUGGAGUAAAGUUCAAGAGAGCAACCACGAGUGACAUCAGAGACGCUAAUGCCACUCGUGACAUCGGAGUGCAGGUCCAGCUGCUGACAGUUGUGAGUUCCAGCACUCAGACCGAACCAGCCGAGAUGACGUUACAGACACCUAUGGAGGUGGUACAUGAGUCAAUUCCAGCCACCCCAGGAACCGGAAUCACAGGAGUGUCGUCAACCUCGACACCACCAAGCACCGUUCCAGUCAAUAAGGAGGUACCACCAGCUCGAACCUCGGGGUCCAGUAAAGAUCGACCGAAGUCACCCUCAGGAUCAGCGCGCCAAUCACUACUGGAUUGGAAUAAGAGGAUACGGGAGAGGUCAGUAGCCCCAUUAACUGUACCGACACCACCAAGAGCACCAGAAAGAAAACCAUCUUCGGUGCAAGACAGGCUCCAGCGUGCUCGAGAACCGGCACACAGCACAACAUCAGCUCUAGGAAGAGAGAACACGGCUCCAGCAGAAGAGGCGAAGAGGAAGCAGUUCACGUGGAUGGGCAAGCCACGUCUCUGUUGGAACUGCCGCAAAGAAGGGCACCCAUUCAGCGCAUGCCCAGAAGCCAGGAAGACCUUUUGCCAGAUGUGCGGCAGGGCUAAUUAUACAGCCCGUACGUGUCCUAGUUGCGGCGAAAAAUGGAAAGCAAUGGGACCGUACAAGAAGGAGUACGGAGGAAAUGUUCCUCGGGAGCAGCUAAGGAAGGCUCCCCGACAUCGAGAGGACGAACAGUCACCUAAUCGUGGUCGACCAUACUAAGACUCCGUCUCCAGGUUACAGAUCAAAGGCAACGACAUUGGCGCUACCGGACAACGAUUACAUGAUUUAAGAUUAAUGCUACAGUUAAAUAAAAAAGUGUUUCGUACCUCGCUACGGCGUCGUACUUACAGUGGCUUGGACCGAGUUGAGUUAUGAGAGGUUGUGAAACCGUAUGUUACAGGCAAAUUUGCAAAAACCUGCAUAGGUUUAAUUAAUAGUAUGUCUCAGGACAUACGUAAUACCGCUACAGUUAAAUAUUUCAGGUCGUGGGUUCGAGAAAACAGUGUUAAAAGUUUCGAGGAUGAGAGAGUUCGAACCACGAUCAUGGUAAAGAGAGAAUCAUCAUAGUAACAGCAGUACAGUUCCAGAGUCAGUGAUACAACGUAUAAUCAAGACAACAAUCACCGUACCGUAAAAUCUUCCCCAGGAGGACGGGAGUUGUGACGUUAUUUUUCGUAUGGGGGUCAAAUCAAAGUGAACGUCACAAACACCAACGAAUUUUAUUGUAUUUACAAGCAUGGUAAUUCAAGACUCAUAAUUUAGCUUACAGUAAUUUACGAUUUUAUUACAGAUUUUUGAUUAAGUUAUAGUUUAAGAAUUAAAUAUGGAGUAACGUCUGGCUACAGUUAUGAAAUUUUGGGAUAAAGAAAAUAAGAAUUAGAAUCAGAAUUAUGGGAAAUUAUUAUGGGAUAUGGUUUGAGAUUAAAGUUUUGGGAAAAUGAUUGUUUGAGUUUUGGAUUUUUGGUAUUUUGAGUAUGUGGACGAGUCAGUGUUACCGUGGAGCGGGACUUAAAUUAGUCACCCGGUAUCAUCUGAUGAUAGAACCUAGUUCUAUCCCUCUGAGACUUCUUGGUUAAUUGCAGAGGUCUAGCUGAGAUGCUAGUGCUCCAGUAUAUAAGGAAUUUGACGGAUGCUGAAUGGGAUCAGUUUGGAGUUUUGGUUUGGCAGGCCUCAACAGUAAUUUUGUGACCGUUGCUGUUGUGGAAGCCGUUUGGUCAUUUUUAAAUUAUUAGUCUGACAGGCCUCAGAGGACAAGUCAUGACCACUUGUACCGCUGAGGAAGUCAUAGGUCACUUAGUUUAUAAGUUUUAUGAUCCCAGCUGAAGUCUGUUCCAGGAGAGCAACUGCCAAGGAUAUCCAUCCUCAGAAUGAGUUUAGUGAGUACGUUUGGCGAGGACUUGAGCCUCCAGUUACCGUUAUAGUAAAGAUUGGGUUGGAUUUGAGAAUUUAGAAUAUAGAGGUCAGUUAUUGAUAACGAUAGGAUUGAGUUUGGGGUUUUUAGAAUUGAGAAUUGAGAGAAAGAAGUCGGAGGGAGACCUUCGAGGAGUACGGACGUGGGCAUUCGACUCUAGUCGCUUGAAGCGAGUAGACGUGUGCAGUAAUGGCGCUACAGUUCAAGGCAUUGUGGAAAGCUACAGAUUGAGAUUAUUGAUACAGAAGUAUUAUUUAAAACAGUGUAAGACGUUACUUGAUAUUUAUUCACCAGACAUCAGGUAUGAAAUAAUUAUUAUAAAUAAUUAAUCGAGUUCGAAUCAAAAGUCUUGAGGUAUUAUGCUCCUGUUUUAAUUAAAGAAAAGAUUCAAUAUCUGAGAGAAUUAUGAGAAUAAUGUUACAUUUUUAGAGUCACGAUCAUGUUCCAUUGUUAAUAUUAUUUAUAAAAGAAUUAUAAGAAAUAUGUUUGAUUGUUAAACUAAUUAUUGUCUAAUUAACAUCGAAAUGAGACCCAUGUACGUUAGUUUUACGAUUUUGCUAAAGAGAAUGUUCUAGAGUAUCGAGUCUAUAAUUAUCGUUCUAGUUUACCAAAUAUUAUUUGAUUAUAAUUUAGUUCUAGUUAAUUAAUUGAUUUAUUUGUAAGAUAUCGAUACGUAUCAUUUAGACGUCAAUUCACCUUCUGUUAAGAUUAAUUUUAUUAUAUUCAGCAUUCGUUAUAGAGAAAAAUAUCAUUUGUACUGAGCUACCGUAUUUUAUUUAUUGUUAAAUAGAGUUUUGAGAUUAUUGUUGUUAAAUAAAAGUUGCAAAUUAAAAAUGGAUCUACAUGACUUUGGGGAAUGAUGUAACCCGGACCACUCCCUCUCUCCAUAAACCUACACACUGAGCGACACCAUGGCAUACCGUAACUCUGUUUUUAGUUUUCCAGUCUCCGUUUUGUUUUGCUAAUAAGUUCUGAGCAUUUUGUUAAGUUUAGUUUUAGUUUUGUUUAUGCGUGGUUUUGGUGAUAAUUCCACAGAUCAAAAAUUAUCCAAAAUUUCAUGAUUUACUGGUUUGGUGAUUCCAGUGAUUAAAAAUUACCUGGCGCCCUAUCCGUAUUGAGACUGGAGGCUAAAGGCAGAGAACGAAGUUAUAGCGCAGAAAUUAGCGUCUAGUUUUUGUGUUAUA
Microplitis mediator is the source of this 5009-nucleotide messenger RNA. RefSeq lists its product as uncharacterized. Gene Ontology annotation, molecular function: zinc ion binding; nucleic acid binding. Bases 1227 to 2633 code for a protein of 468 amino acids. Lineage: Eukaryota; Metazoa; Arthropoda; Insecta; Hymenoptera; Braconidae. The transcript is spliced from 2 exons. The record is from RefSeq and is a predicted model, not a curated record.